AUGGGGAGAGAGAGGACUGGGAGUCGCUCCCGCAGGAGGGGAGAGAGGGAGAAGGAGACCCCCGCGGGGUGCAUGAGCGGGUUUCUGCAACUCUUCAAUCUCCACCAGAUACUCUUCAGAGCGACGUCGACGGUGACGGGGGAAGCCUUCCCUAGGGAUCUGCAGGAGGACGCCUCCCCUCGAGGCAAGCGGCACAGCCCCCUUCUCUUCCCUCUACGUUCUUCCUUCUCCGUGAAAGGUCUCGUUGUGAAGGGACGGUGCUGUGAAUUGCAGGUGUGAUGGCGCCUAGGAACAGCUUGAAGCUCGAAGAAGUGGCCGUCUCGUCGGCAUCGACUGUCACUGUGGGAGAAGAAGAAGAAGAAGAGUACGACAUUCCUGUGAGUAGCUAA
Messenger RNA from Spirodela intermedia, 389 nucleotides. NCBI's taxonomy places the organism in Eukaryota, Viridiplantae, Streptophyta, Magnoliopsida, Alismatales, Araceae. The record is from the annotation of a GenBank genome assembly.